Molecule: messenger RNA, 1981 nt
Organism: Leptonychotes weddellii (Weddell seal)
Lineage: Eukaryota; Metazoa; Chordata; Mammalia; Carnivora; Phocidae
Source: RefSeq, a predicted model, not a curated record
AGCAUUUCUGCUUGUACUUGCUUACUGUGUCUAGGCUUUAUCCUUGAUGAAUGCUCCUUGUCUUUUAUAGCAGCCAGUGGAAGAAAUUAUUAUUCUAAGCAUGUGUUUACUUUUACUUUUUAUCCCCCUGCCUUUAGUAACUUACGUCGAUGAAGAUGCAGAUGAAAUACUUGAGUUAUCAUCAAAUAAAACUUUCUUGGUCGUGCUAAAGGUUCCAGAGGAGUGUGCUACCGAGGAGGGGUUACCUCACCUGCUCACGGAAAGGCUCACAGAUGUGUACACUUCAUCCCCAUCGCUGAGUCGUUAUUUUACUUCAGUGGAAAUGACGGACUUCAGCGACGAAAAUGCCACGAUAGCCUACCACCUGCAAUUUGGGGUUCCUUCAGAAGGUGAGGGCUUUAUGAAGUACAGAAUGAGUAAGGAGUUGGUGCGCGGCGUGUUGCUACAGAAUCUGCAUGAUCGGGGAGUGCCUGGCUGUGAGACCUUGGGACUGGGUCCAGCGUCCCUCUUGCUCUACGAAUGAAGGGGAGGAUGUCCGUGUGUAUCUGAAGGCAGAGCUCCACUGAGUUUGGGCAGGAGAGAAUUCACUUUGUUUUCCAGAGAAGAUCCUGCGAAUUACCAUGGAAGGCCUGGCAGUGACUUGGGGGUGGGGAGGAGGCUUCUCCUGAUUCAGCAUUUAUGAAGUCUGGGCUCUGUGUCCAGCAGAACAGCCCCUGUGAACUAGCCCCGUGGGGUCUACUCUUGGCAAAGGCAGGAAGCCUGAUGGAGCUGGGGUGAUGGGGUAGGUGGGUGGGCCUUGCAGUGCGGGGUCACUGCUAUUCUUGGAGCUCGAGUUGCCUCCACCCACACGUGCACUCUUUAGUGCAAAGGUGAUGUUUCAGGCAGGAUCCCGUCAACCUGUGCUGGUGGAAAGAGUGGGCAGGCAUGAGGUGAGGGACAACUGAGCCAAUCACUCGCUGAAGUCCUCCUCCCACUCCCGUCGUGGUAUUUGAUGUACCUCUUAGCAAGACUGUGAGGAAGGCACUUUACCAGACCAAAGCAGCAAAGUUCUGUGGCUAAUUCCAUGACCUGUAGCUGCCUACGCCAGCCUCAGGCACGUCAUCCAGUAUUACUGGGUCAUGCGUAGCUACAGAAUAAGAUGUGUGUUUCUUAUUUCACAUCUCAUUGCGCCGGUGACUCCUGAACACCGCUUUUGGAAACGUGGGUCCCUGUGUGUUUUGAGUUUUGAACACAACUGCUGUUUGGGAUGGUUUUUGCACUUAACAGUUUCUCAGACUUCCAUCAGAGGAUCGUUAAGUCUGCUUACCCUGUGCACGCUGGUCCAUGGCUUUUUAUUGUCCCAUGUGGCUAGGCUUCCUCUAAAACUCAGUGUCUUCACACACUGAUCGCGUAUCUCAUUGAAGAGGAUUCGAAACAGGAAGAACCACUCUCUGUUUGAAAUAACCUGUUGGAGGCUUGAUGCCAAUUUGUUAGCAGGCCGGGGGGAAUGUCAGCGACUGUAUUGAUCAUCUACGGACAUAGAAUUGCCUAGCAUGAGGAAGCAGAGGAUUUGUUUCGUUGGGAAAAUUGUUUUGCUGGAAAUGUUCCAAGAGAGAGUGUUGUGGUCCUAUCACGAGAGAUUCUUAGCCCUGGGAUCUCAGUUAAUGGGCCGCGGGUGGACGUCAGUGUGAGGGGCUGCCGUGCACGGGGAGGUGUCCAGCUGUGAGUCUCGGGCUAGAUUUGUCCUGGUCUUCCUGUGAUCCAGGACUCUGGAUAAUGUGAACUUGUUUUCUUAUUUAACUGGAGGGUACGUUUAUUGUAACCUGCUAUCUCAUUUUGAGGCCAGUUCCUCAAACUAGCCAAAUAGGUGCGUUUCCCUUCUUCCUCUUUAUUUUUUACAUGUCAAAUGUAAACCGUAGCGUGUGUGUACUUUUGAGAACGUAAUGAAUAACUUUCAUGGGGAAGGAUUUAAAACUAUUCACAAUAAAUUAUUCUUGGCACA